Melanotaenia boesemani (Boeseman's rainbowfish) is the source of this 2731-nucleotide messenger RNA. RefSeq lists its product as uncharacterized. The record is from RefSeq and is a predicted model, not a curated record. The transcript is spliced from 14 exons. NCBI's taxonomy places the organism in Eukaryota, Metazoa, Chordata, Actinopteri, Atheriniformes, Melanotaeniidae. Bases 26 to 2107 code for a protein of 693 amino acids.
UCAGACGAUUUUAUCUUCCAGCAAAAUGAAGAGCUUCAUUCUACUUGUCCUCAUAUUGAUUACAGGUUAUGAGGUCCAGAGUAAAAGGAAACAAUGCAACAAGUGGGUUAAAUUAACCUGCAAUAACAGAACAAGUGGAAAAUGUCACAUGCUUGAAGUAGAUGAUCACAAAUCAAGACCCCCACAACAGAUUCUUAAAGUGAUCAUGAAACAUGAUGGAAACAUAAGGAAAGAAUUAAACUCUUCCUCAAGUUUAAAUCAAGUCACAUUUGGAGUUGAAAAAGGCUGCCCUAAACCAUAUAUUCAAACAGCAUAUAGAACAGCUAAAACUACCGUCAGAUGUGAUCACAUGGACAUGUCCAUGGUUUGGUUUUUCUGCAAACAAAAUGAAAGCUGUGAGGACUUAAUAACAACAGCAUCCUCUCAAAAGUCAGAUGAGACGUUCACUCGCACAAAAACAGGAAGUGGUUUCAGUCUGUCCAUCAGCGAUGUGUCCUCACAUCAUGCUGGUUUGUACUGGUGUGGAGUGAAAGAAGGAGACAAAUAUCAAGUAUCUCUUACACAACUAAAAAUUAAAGAAAGUAUCACUAACUUCACAAAAUCACCAGCUGUUGGAGAGAACUUCACGUACUAUUGUAAAUAUCAUAAAGACUACAACUCUACAAAAUUCAUCUGUAAAGGAGAAGAUCCAUCUACAUGUCAGCAUCUUGUAAGCACAACAAAGCCUGAUAUGAGCGCAAAGUUUAACAUGAACGAUGAUACAGAGAACAAGAAAAUCACCAUAACAGUGAGAGAGGUGACAGCAGCCGACUCUGGGACAUACUGGUGUGGAGUAGAAAGCACUGAUGAACAACGCUGCAACACUUUCAUCCACAGAAUGAUCUUAAAUGUUGAUCGUGAGGUCCAGGGUAAAGGAAAGCAACCCAACAACAGGGUUGAAUUCAUCUGCAAUCCCAAAACAAGAGGACGAUGUCAAAUUCUUGAAGAAGCUGGUUUCAAAUCGGCAAACUCACAAAAUAAUUUCAAGGUGAUCAUCAAACAUGAUGAUAAAAUGAAGACAUCCAAGUGUACUGAAGGAUUUAACACGUACUCUGGCUUAUAUGAAGUAAAAAUUGAUGUUGCAUGUAAAACAGAUAAAACUACUAUCAAAUGUUCUCACAACGACAAGUUCAAGGUUUGGUGUUUCUGCAGAGACAAAGGAAAUUUUACCACUGAUGACUUUAUAACAAGAUCAACAUCCUCUCUAAAGUCAGACGAGACAUUCCCUCUCACAAAAACAGGAAGUGGUUUCAGUCUGUCCAUCAGUAACGUGUCCUCACGUCAUGCUGGUUUGUACUGGUGUGGAGUGAAAGAAGAUAAAAUAUAUUAUGUAUCCCUCACACAACAAAGGGUUAAGGAUAAUUUGACCAUAAGAUCACCACGAGCUGUUGAUGCUGCUGAUGAUGAUGGUGGUGACAGUGACGGUGACAGUAAGGAAGGUGAUGGUGGUGACAGUAACAGGGACGAUGACAAUGAUGAUGAUGAUGAUGAUGAUGAUGAACAACAAACCACAUCUGUAUCUCCUGUUCAUUCUACCAAGACAGCUACAGCAUCUACUGAGAAACAACAAACCACAUCUGUAUCUCCUGUUCAUUCUACCAAGACAGCUACAGCAUCUACUGAGAUAACAUCAUUACCUACGUCAGCUACUCCAUCUGUCAACUUAUUCAUUACACCUGCUGAGAGAACAAUUGGUGGUUCUGGGAUAGCAAGCCUUCUGAUUGUUGGUGCAGUUUUGUUGAUGCUGCUGUUGGUGAUGGCUUCCAUUCUUUCCAAGAAACGAUUUUCCAUUUCAAAAAACAGAGCAGCAGAGCAGCAUCCACAAGAGGUUCCCGUCUAUGAAGAGAUAGAGAAUAACAUCCUGAAACCGGAACCUGUAAAGGCACUGACUACCACCUACGUCACCUUACAGAUGCCACAAUGCACAGCUGGCUCGCUGCAUGACUCUCCUAUAAAUGUUCAAAGCAGCUCAACUGAUGUCGAGGCUGUGAUCCCUGUACCCAAGGAUGUAAAUCAGCCUUCUAGGCUUACAAAUGAACCUUUCUACUUAAUGGCCUGGGAGUCAUAGCAGAAAUGAAAAGAUCUGCUUGAUCAAUAUUUUAAAGUCCAUCCUAGAUAUGAAUAAUUGCAGCAAUCCAUUAGAUCCAAAGACACAUAACUCACUUACUGUACUUGUAAUGAGCAAUGCGAUGCUUAUCUGCCCUGAUUACAUGUGCUCUUAAAUUUUAGUAGCUAUUUAAGGUCAGCUGAUUUGGUAUAUCACCAAGGUCAAUGAAACGGACUAAUUUUAUAUAAAACUACACGUGUUUUAUAUUUUUAUGUUUUACAUGAAAAUACUGAAUUUUUCCUGUUCUGACAAUCUAUUUCAAGUUAUUUGCCUCAUGUCCCUUUUGUGUUACACAAACACAAAUACACAAAUUUGUUUUGAGAGUAGAUAAAAAAAAGUUUUUUGUUUUUUUUUUAAGUCCAGCAUGUUAAAAAUUUAAAGGUCAAUGACAAUUAAUUAUUUUACAGCUACUUUUUUUCUUUUUGCUGAAGUAAGUUAUUCAUUGAAUCUAAGACUUAUUGGUGCAGGACUAAAAGCUGUAUGAAAUUAUCUGUUGUGUUUCUGUACAGGUGUACCCGUAUGUUUGUUUGGUGUUAGGUUGGACUGAAGGGCUGUUGCCUUCUAUCUACUGUAUCUUUGUCUCUU